Messenger RNA from Betta splendens (Siamese fighting fish), 2001 nucleotides. RefSeq lists its product as uncharacterized. Gene Ontology annotation, cellular component: membrane. Lineage: Eukaryota; Metazoa; Chordata; Actinopteri; Anabantiformes; Osphronemidae. The record is from RefSeq and is a predicted model, not a curated record. Gene Ontology annotation, biological process: regulation of cell differentiation. The transcript has 4 exons. The coding region runs from base 422 to 1288 and encodes 288 amino acids.
AUAUAUAUAUAUAUAUGUUUGAUUUCAAUAAUUGCAUUCAUUAUUCAUAAAUUAAAAAACACUCCUAAAAUUUGAAUCCACUUUUAAUACUUUCUGGUUACAUUUUAAAAAUUAUAUAUUGAUGUGAUAAAAUGAAGAAUACAGCUAGACCAUAACUUAAAGUUCUGCUUAACUGACAAUAAAUAAAAACAUGUAUAUAAACAUUUGGCCAUGCUGAUUAUUAUACAAGUUAUUACUAAUGCGGUUUGCGUGUAACGUGCCAUCACAGCCCAUUUUCAUACCAAGUUGUUGAACUGAACCCAGCUGAAAGGGGAUUAAGGCUGAGCAUUAAAACUCACAUUGAGCCUCAUGUGCUUUUCUGUCAUCCGUCCUGCAACAUUCCUCUCGGAGCGAGUCGCACUGGGAUACGUGGACGGUAAACAUGAGCGCCUUGGGGAUCCACCAUGGGAUGCUCAGGCUGUAUGGUGGAUUUAUUUUCAAGCAGUGGAGGAAGAGGUUUCUGCUCCUCACAGCCGAGGGCAGUCUCCUCGUCUGCCAUGACGCGUCAUCGCCCCCGGUGCAGAUGGUGUCGAUGCAGAGCGGUUGUGAGGCAAUAGUGGAGGGCAAGGAGAUCCUGGACCUGCCCAGGUUGCCCUCCGGUGGGUGCAGGGACUGCUGCUUCGCUCUCAUCCUCUCCCAGAAUAAAUAUCUGCUGUUGAUGGCUGAGACCCCUGCAGACUGCAGCCAGUGGCUCGCUGUGCUGAGGAAAGUCAAACAGGCGAAUCUCCCGCAGCAGAGCUACUCUCUGCCUGUGAGUUCCUGCAAGCGGCACCAGGUGCCACCCUGCAUCACUCUGCACGACCUGGUGCCAGAGCAAAUCCUGGACAAAGACCCGCCGACUCCGCCCGUCAGCAGCACAGAGGCGUCGUCACCACCUGUAACCUGUGCUUCCCCCAGAACAAAAGGCAGGAGUUCUCCCAGCACAAAAUAUUACAAAGGCGGCACUCAUUCGGUAUCCUGCCUGCGUCACGGCACCAUCAGCGAUGCCCAAGCAGUGCGGGCCGUGUAUCUGCUGAUGGGAGGGGCGGCCGCUUCAUCCGCCAUGGGCUACCUCGGCGCAUGCUCGCCCUCUAAUCUGGAGGCCAAAGCCCCCGACCUGCCAAUCAACGCAGAUUUCUCCGGCAUGAGCCAGGCUGGAGGCUACCAAGUCAGCAGCCCUGCCCUCGACUCGCCCCACUUCAACAGCUUUGACUUUGAAAUGGCAGACUCUGAUUUUGAUGCUUUUGAUUGUGGCGGGUUUACGUUCUAACGCCGCGCGCUUUACUUUGAUGUCCGUUCUUUUCUUAGUGUAGGUUCUAACUAAGUAAUCUAUUAUCAUAUAUGAGACAUAAUGAGCCUAAAUGAGACAGCAGUAAUUAUGUAAUAGUCACGGGAUCGGCAUUGACUGAUUUUAUUAUAUCAGUUUUAUUUAGUAACGUUUUCAGUGAUUGACUUUAAGUUUUUUCACAAAAUAAUUUUACACAAGGAUCUUUCAGUUUCAAGUUGUGACCAUGUAAUUCUAAAUCAUUUAAUAUGAACUGUAACGUCUUUGUUGUGAUGUUGAUACUGUGAUAAAUGCAUUUGGUGUCUUGUCUUGUUUGUCUAUUGUUUAAACCAUUUUUCAUGGUUGUCAAUGUGCAUGAAUCUGUUUGGAUUCAUGAUUCAUGGUUUCAUUUCUGUAUUUCUGUAUGUGGUUUCUGUCACCUUUUGUCCCUUCAUUAAUAAAUGUAGAUGGUAUUGUCUCCACAUUAAAUGUUGAUCUAUACUCACUUUAUCUAAAUUUACCUUUGACUGUUUGUGAUGUGUUUUUUUAAGUAAAUAGCCAACAUUUCAGUGGCUGAGAUAAUUAAAUUUGACUAAAUGGAAACACAAUAAGUCUAAUGGUAAUAAAACAAAAACACUAAUGACUUAGUGGUAAUCUUUCAUUAAUUAAUGUAGUAAUUCAUUUGAUUGCUAUAUUAAUAAAUCUGCAUAUCUUGUGAU